GCGCCCCUGGCGUUCCUCCACCAAAAACUCCUCCCUCAACACUGGACGUGGCACGACCUCCUUCCUCUCCCAUGCCCCUCGACGACGACGACGUCGACCGCAGAGACUGAGGACGCAAACAUGUGGAUCCUUCCCCUUAUCGGCUAUGCGGGAGCCAUCCUGGGCUUCUGCUUCCUGACGCUGGCCAUCGCGUCGGGACUCUACUACCUCUCGGAGCUCGUCGAGGAACACACCGUCAUCGCCAAGCGCCUCUUGACGCGCCUCAUCUACACCGUCAUUGGCGUGCAGGUCGCGCUGUGGCUGCUCGACGGCUUCCCCUUCUGGUCCUCGCUCCUGGGCAUCGUCGCCCACGUCGUCUACCUCGGCAACAUGCGCCGCUUCCCCUUUGUGCGGCUGUCCGACCCGCUGUUCCUGCUGUCGUGCCUCCUUGUCCUGCUCGAUCACUGGGUCUGGUUCCGGCACUUCUCGCACAGCCAGACGCGCGCGUACCAGCGCUCCUCGUACUACGACGCCGUCGACGCGCCGAGCUUCACCAUGAUCGCGUCCUACUUCGGCUUGUGCGUCUGGCUCGUGCCGUUUGCUCUCUUCGUGAGCUUGUCGGCCGGCGACAACGUGCUGCCGACGAUGGGCACCGAGCCGGUGCGUGGCGUCGAUGGCAAGGCCCGCCCGCAGGGCAUGGUCAAGGCUGUCGUGGACUCGGUUCGCGGCGCCAUAGGCGAGAUUGCCGGGCUCACGGGCCUGGAACGGCCAUGAGAGGCCGAAUAGUGAGACGCGAAGUUAACGACGAAACGACGACAUGCCGCGCCGCGGGUUGCGAGACUGGCAGCGAGACGACACGAAUGGUACGAAGGGCUCUACGACGUAGAGCAAAGCCCUCAAAAGCCGAUCGCCAGACCGCUACACCCAAAUGGGAGGCCCGUGCGACCAUCGACUCAGGGCACUCGAGCCGAUGUCUGCACAGGGCUUUGUCCAAAUUGCCCCAGGUGUUUGAACCGAGCAGAUGACCCUGCUUUGUGGGUUUGGGCAUGACUGACGUUGCAUCUGUCACCACGUGGGGCCGGGAGCACAAUCCCCCACACCUCUGAUGAGUUCUGUCCACGGGACAUGAAAGUUACAAGGCUCUGCAGGAAGAUUGAUACAUGCCAUGUUUAAAAACGAUGCCUCAUGGCCAUCUAGUAAUACAUUCCUCUUCAGGGUGCGUCUGCGAGUCCACUGCACACUGUGUAUUAUGCAGUGCCCGUCCAUCAUGUCAAGUCAACUUCUGGCAAGCCGCCUCACGAGCCCUUUCCCUUGGACGAUCCUUUGCGAUCGCCGUUGCCGUUGCCGUCACCGCCGUUCCAGAACUUUUGGUCCACCUUGUCAUCAGGAGCCCGCAUGCCG
This is a messenger RNA of Purpureocillium takamizusanense, 1380 nucleotides long. RefSeq names its product erv26 super protein (gene SVP26). The transcript has 3 exons. The record is from RefSeq and is a predicted model, not a curated record. Gene Ontology annotation, cellular component: Golgi membrane; COPII-coated ER to Golgi transport vesicle; endoplasmic reticulum membrane. The coding region runs from base 121 to 753 and encodes 210 amino acids. Gene Ontology annotation, biological process: endoplasmic reticulum to Golgi vesicle-mediated transport. Lineage: Eukaryota; Fungi; Ascomycota; Sordariomycetes; Hypocreales; Ophiocordycipitaceae. Gene Ontology annotation, molecular function: COPII receptor activity.